Messenger RNA from Trifolium pratense (red clover), 3665 nucleotides. RefSeq lists its product as uncharacterized. Lineage: Eukaryota; Viridiplantae; Streptophyta; Magnoliopsida; Fabales; Fabaceae. Bases 607 to 3528 code for a protein of 973 amino acids. The record is from RefSeq and is a predicted model, not a curated record. The transcript is spliced from 6 exons.
AACGUAAGUGUUCAUUCUAAUGCUAAAGUUUCAAUCUUUUCUUCUUUUCCUUUAAUGGGUUCUUUCUGUUUGGUUCUUUCCUUUCAGAUUUCGUUUUCAUUUGGUUACUUUAUUGGUGCCACAUUGCCAUCAUUUGUGUUAUUUUUAGUGUUCUGUUGAAGUUUCUGUGUUUUGUUUUUUUGGGUUUUUUUCAUUAGUUGUUUAUAAUUAGAUUCAUUUGGUUGAGAAGUAAUGAUUGUGUAUAAGCAUGAUUUGUUUUCUACAUAUCUUUGUUUGAUCAUCAAUAUUGUAUUUUACUUAGUUGCCCCUUUUCCCUUUUUUUUUUUUCAGUAGAAUUACUAAAUGUUUGAUUUCAGCUUAAAUUUAUAGUAUGGAUCUUUAGAUUUGGGUACUUGAUUAGUGAAAUUAGUGGCUGUGUGUAUUUGGAUUUAUUUGGAAUGUAACAACACUAUCUUAAUGUGAGAUUUAAUUGCUUAUGUUGGAGAGUCCGGAGAAGCUCGAGAGAAUCGGACUCACACUUGAUAUAUCUCAACAGGUGUCAAAAUCAAUUUUUCUCCCAAACCUACACUAAGUGAAUUUUAAGGUAUACUGAAUUCUACUUUGAAAAUGGGAGUUGAAAAAGAAGGGACUAAAAGUGGAGGUAGUUUUUUCCAUUUGUUUGAUUGGACCUCGAAAUCGCGCAAGAAAUUAUUUGCAUCUAAGUCAGAUUUACCAGAGUCUUUGAAACAUGAAAGAAAAGCCAAUCACAAUGUCGCAAUGAGACAUCCAUAUCUGGUCGAUGAAGACGAAAAUGGUGUAGGGGAAUAUGUUAGAGGAAGUUGUGAUAAUAGUUAUGCUUCAUCUGUUACAAGUGAUGACACAUGUGGAACACGAGCUCCUAAUGUAGUUGCAAGGCUCAUGGGAUUAGAUUCUUUGCCUUCUUCCGGUUUCUCUGAUCCUUACUCGACGCCAUAUUUUGAAACAAGAUCCCUUCAAGAUUCUCAGUUUCUAUAUUCUGGAAAGUUGGUUGAAAAAGUUGAUGGAUCGUCUAGCAACUUCGUGGAGCCAAAGCCUCAAAAGGUUAUUACAAGACCAAUUGAAAAGUUUCAAAGAGAAGUGUUACCUCCGAAAUCGGCUAAAUCGAUUCCUGUUACACACCAUAAACUUUUGUCCCCUAUUAAGAAUCCCGGCUUUGUUCCAUCCAACAAUGCUGCAUAUAUAAUGGAGGCUGCAGCGAGAAUUAUUGAACCUGGAUCUUCCCAAGCAAAGGCUAAAACACAUAUGGCGGCAUCAUCGACAGUCUCACUGAGGGUAAAAGAUGUUAGAGAUAAGUUGGAUUCUUCGCAGAAGGUACCUCUAAUUACGACAUCUUCCGUGGCUUUUAGGACUCGAGAGCUAAAAGAAAAAAGAGAUAUUUCUCAAAGAACAAGCAGGGUUUCAGAACGUUCUCAAAGGUCAUCAGUCGAGUCGAAUGCUGCAAAGUAUUUAAAGGGACAGUCUUUGAACAGAAGCUGGAAUGGAACUCCGGAAACAUCUGUGAAGUCUCCUACAAAUGCAGAAGAAGACUUUUCUUUGAAGAAUAAAGGGAAGUCUGUUUUGUCUGCCGAGACAUCUGUGAAGUCUCCUACACAUGCAGAAGAAGACUUUUCUUUGAAGAAUAAAGGGAAGUCUGUUUCGUCUGCGGAAACAUCUGUAAAGUCUCCAACACAUGCAGAAGAAGACUCUACUUUGAAGAAUAAAGGGAAGUCUGUUUCGCUUGCAAUCCAAGCAAAGGUAAAUGUUCAAAGAAGGGAAGGUUUGAGUUCGACAGGUGGCAGAAACUUGAUGGGCCAAAAAGAGCAUGUCGACAUCAAAUCGAAUCAGCCACUCCCUAAGGCAAAUGCUCAGAAGAAUUUGCAUCGGAAAUCUUCUGGCCAGAAUUCUUCUAAUGUUCUGAGGCAGAAUAAUCUGAAACAGAACCAUUCAAAUGAUAAUAACGACAGAUUAGCACCAUCUAAGCCAUUGGUUUCCAAUUCACAAGGAAGAAAAGUUACGACUGGAGAUUCCCCUUACGGACGACACAGAAGCUCCAGUAGUAAAUCUACUGCAAAAUCUAAAGUUGGAUCGAGAAAGUCAGCUGUGGAGGUGACAGAUAGCGAAAACGAAAUUCUAUACACCAGCACAAACAAUUUUCCAAGAAAGAAAAGGACUACGGACAAAGAUUGGAACGAUAGAGUUGUCGAUAAUUUGUUCAUCGACAAAACUCCAAAGUCUGUUAAGUCGAAUCUAUCAAGUAAUAAACAAUAUGGUUGGUCUGAAGAAGUGAAAAAGAAAGACAUGGAUGUAGUUUCCUUCACAUUUACUACACCAUUAACAAGGAGCAGCAGCAAUCCAGGUUCUGAGACACCUCGACAAGAUGGAAAGAAUACUAAUGAACUUUCAUUAGAUCAACGCAUCAAAAGAGUGUUGCUAGACGCAGACAAUACAAGGUCUCCAAUAGGAUACAAUGUAAUUGGUGGUGACGCCUUAGGUAUUCUUCUAGAACAGAAGUUGAAGGAAUUGAAUCAAUUGACAAGUGGAGUUGAAACCUCUUCCAUUACUGCACCAAAGUCAAAUGAUCAAGUAACCAACUUCAAUAUAGUUAACCUCAAUCCAAGAUCGGAGCAGAAGAAAGACCAAGAUAUGUCAUUUACAGAAAGUUUAAGUGGUAGCCGUGGUUCUGACAUGUCCUUCACCAAUCUUCCAGAAUCAUCCUUGAAACAUAAAUCAUGGGGUGAUGAGAUGGAACCAUUGUCAUUCAAUUGCCGACAACCAAGUCCAAUCUCAGUUCUUGAGCCUUCUUUUUCGAUCGAAAGCUGUGAAUCUUCGAUAAGCGCAGACGUUACUAGUACAGAAGGAAGCAAAAUGUUUUCGUCUCUUCAAGCCCAAGAAAUUCAUGGCUUUAAUUUUUCAAGGAAGUUCUAUCCAACUGAAUGUGAUGCAGAAUUAUCUGACUCAGCUUCUUCAACAUCAACUAGGACUAUGAUGAAGAAGCAGAAUAGUACAUUUUCUGUGAUGAAGUUCGGUAGAUCAUCAAGUACAUGGGAGCUAGACUAUGUGAAAGAGAUACUAUGUAAUGUUGAGUUGAUGUAUAUCGAUUUUUCACUCGGUCGAUCUCACGAAGUUGUUAACUCUCAUCUCUUCAACCAGUUGGAAAGCCGAAAGGGAGGUUUCAAGAGUGACGAUGAAUCAAGAAUAGAAAGGAAAGUUAUAUUUGAUUGUGUGAGUGAAUGUUUGGAUUUGAGAUGCAAAAGUUAUGUAGGAGGAGGGUAUAAAAUGUGGAUUAAAGGGUUUGAAAUAGUGAAAAGAAAAGAUUGGUUAGCAAAUGAUGUGUACAAGGAAAUUUUGGGUUGGAAAGGGAUGAGAGAUUCAAUGGUUGAUGAACUUGUGGACAAGGAUAUGAGUAGUCAAUAUGGAAAGUGGUUGGAGUUGGAUUAUGAGGUUGAUGCUUAUGAAUUUGGUGAAGAAGUUGCUGAUCAAAUAUUUAAUUCUUUGGUUGAUGAUGUUGUCUAUGAUAUGUUGCAAUUUUAAACACUUUGAUGGUUGAUUUUGAAGUUGUUUGAUUGAAAUGAUUAAGUCAUUGUUGUUCUCUUAUUGAUUCAUUCAUGGAAGUUGGAUUAUCAAGUCUUUAUAAAUAUAUAGUUUUUUGUUCUUGGUGAUUGAACAAA